Messenger RNA from Malaclemys terrapin pileata, 927 nucleotides. RefSeq names its product atonal bHLH transcription factor 1 (gene ATOH1). Gene Ontology annotation, molecular function: protein dimerization activity. The transcript has a single exon. The coding region runs from base 1 to 927 and encodes 308 amino acids. NCBI's taxonomy places the organism in Eukaryota, Metazoa, Chordata, Testudines, Emydidae. The record is from RefSeq and is a predicted model, not a curated record.
AUGAGCCACCUGCGGGCGGCCGCCGCCGAGUGGGUGGAAGGCGGCAGGGACUUGGGGGCCCAGGAGCAGCUGGAGCAGACUCUCCUAGGGCAGGAGCAUCCCGGUUGCGGUUUCCCCCCUGCUUGGCUGGGCAUGUGCUGCCCGGCACGCGUCCCCGUAGCCGCCGCCGCCUCCCCCAGAUACCUGCUGCCCGGAGCAGCGGAGGAGGAGGAGGAGGAGCCGCUGGAGGCGGGGGGAGCCGAGCAGCACCUGGGCGGCUGCAGCAGCAGGAGCGGCCCCUCGGGGAAACUGUGCAAGCUGCCAGGGGGCGUCCCGUCGGCGGAAGGGGUGUCGGGCUGCGGCAGGCAGCGCGCCCCGUCCGGGGGGCUCCGGCAGCAGGUGAGCGGCGUGCAGAAGCAGCGACGGCUGGCGGCCAACGCCCGGGAGCGGCGGCGGAUGCACGGGCUGAACCACGCCUUCGACCAGCUGCGCAAUGUCAUCCCCUCUUUCAACAACGACAAGAAGCUGUCCAAGUACGAGACCCUGCAGAUGGCGCAGAUCUAUAUUAGCGCGCUGGCCGAGCUGUUGCACAGCCCGGCCGCGCCCGCCGACACCCCGGGCAAGGGCGAGCACCGCGCGACGCCCCACGAGGCAACCGGAGCAGAGGCCGGAGCUGCAGGGCAAGGACAGGGGCAGCAGCAGAGACCCUCGCCCUCCGGCCACUGCAGGACUCGCUUCCCCCAGCAGUCGGCUGCGGGGGGCUACUCCGUGCCGCUGGACCCUCUGCACUUCUCCUUCCAGGAGAGCGCCCUGAUGGCACAGAAAGCCCCCUCCCCGGCCCUCCUCGGCCAGCCGCAGGAGAGGAGCAAACCAUCGCCCAGGUCCCACAGGAGCGAUGGAGAGUUCUCGCCCCGCUCCCACUACAGUGACUCUGAUGAGGCCAGCUAG